This is a messenger RNA of Acromyrmex echinatior (Panamanian leafcutter ant), 2707 nucleotides long. RefSeq lists its product as uncharacterized. Gene Ontology annotation, cellular component: nucleus. Gene Ontology annotation, molecular function: protein binding. Lineage: Eukaryota; Metazoa; Arthropoda; Insecta; Hymenoptera; Formicidae. The record is from RefSeq and is a predicted model, not a curated record. Gene Ontology annotation, biological process: regulation of transcription by RNA polymerase II.
GCUCCUAUAAAUAACGCGUAAUUGGGGUCCUCGCACUUUUGCGUUUCGACAGGCGGUGGGGUUACGUCUCACAAUAUUACGUUGAAAUAUCUCGCACUCGCAUCCCUGUUCGCAUCCCUGUUCGCAUCCCUGGCGUCGAGUCAAUUAUGGACCUUUCCUGCAGAAGUAUCCUCAUCCUGCGGAAGUAUCCUGGUUUCCAGAAAUAUCCUAAUCUCUGAGAAUAAAACGACGGGAAACGGCUCGAAAGGAUCGUUCGUAUAUAUUAACAAGGACGCGACAGCUCGGGACAGAUUGGCCUCGAAUGAGGUGGCGUCGUUACUGAUUUAAUAGAUGUUGUAGCACGAAGAAAUAGUAAUACAAAAGAACAAAUAAAAUAAAAGCCGGAGCAAUGAUAGGGAUGACGAUGCAAAGAAUCGUGAUAUUAGUGUUGUAAGAAGAUACUACAAUUCCGCUAUUGCAUAUUAUGUGUAAAUGCAAUCUAAUAAGAGGAUCCGUUAACUUGUGAGAGAAGAUAAAGGAAAAAAUUUAAAAAUUUGAAAGGAGGAAAAAACAUAGGAAAAGCAUUGCUUGCCGGUGGAACAACUUUGUGAAUCAUCAUAGUUAUGUGGCCGAUAACUCUAUUAGUAUGCAUCAGUCGUCAAGAUAAGAUAAGUUCAAUUUGGCCCGAAGAAAGAAGAAGCAAUAUGGUACAAGGAAUAAGGAAGCAGAAUGGGUUCCAGUCAACAGUUCUCUCUUAGAUGGAACAAUUAUUUAAAACACAUUACUUGUGCUUUUGAAACAUUGAGGUCAGAUGAAGAUCUCGUGGAUGUUACUUUGAGCUGCGAAGGCAAAAAAAUCAGAGCACACAAAAUGCUAUUGUCAGCAUGUAGUACAUACUUUAGAGAUUUAUUUAAGGAAAAUCCAUGCCAGCAUCCCAUCAUAAUAUUCCGCAAUGUAAAAUUUGACGACUUGGCUGCCUUGGUAGAUUUCAUGUACCAAGGCGAAGUGAAUGUUAUUCAAGAGCAACUAGCAAGUUUUCUCACAACAGCAGAACUCUUGGCAGUACAAGGUCUUACAGACGGCACAGGAAAAGAUGACACUCUAGUAGAAGAUGACAUAGAAAUUCCCAACGAGCCUGAAGUUCAACUGCAGAACACUUCCGGUAAAUCCACGGGAGAUAACAAGAGAAAUAAGUCCCCAUCGUCUCCGAUGCCAUACCAUGCCGUUGAAUUACAACCCGAAGUGCCGCCAAAUAAAAGGAGAAAAAUUCGAGAAAAUAUGAAUGUGAACGCGGAGAAGAAUUCAGGGAUCAAUGCGAAGGAUUCCGAGAAAACGGCGGAAAAUCAGAUGGGACCGGGCUCCGAUCCGGUCGAAAUAAUUCCUCUUAUGCCGAACUUAAAGCUGGAGAUGCCGGAAUACUUGGAACAAGAUGGUAGCAGUUGUAGUUAUGAAGAUCAGAGUAUAGGCGACAAUGCACUGAAUAAGAUUGCUAUAGACGAUACGUCGUCGACUACGCCUGAUCACGAACAGAAGGUCGACAUCAGUCAAACAUUUUAUACGAGUCAAUCGGCAUCGGACGGUUUGGACAGCAAACAUCAAGAUGUUGGACAUCUACUAUCUAAACCAAGUACUUCGGGAGAGAGAGCAACACAGGAUGCGGUACAGGAACAUGCCGCGGAUGGCGACGACGACGACGGCGUCGCCGAGCUCGUCCCGGAUGACGAUUACGGUCAGUCCGGCGCUGCGGCGGACGGCCUCUUGUUUCGCUGUAGAAUUUGUUGGAAGGGUUUCAAGCACCCCAUGUCGUUGACACUGCACAAGGACUUGCACACGGGCCAGACCAGGUGCCCGAUUUGCCAGCGCAUCUUCAGUCGAAGUUACGACAUGAAGGCACACUUGCUGCGCAUCCACAAACGUCAGCACACAUUCAGUGUGUUCGACGUCCAAUCAAACUUUCAAAAGUGAUGACUCUUUCCUCCCCAGGCUUCUUUUUCGGGUUCUUCCACCGGUUUUCUUGCGAUGAUUUUACGCGAAGUUAAUCGUUACGCGGAAUAUCUCGCGGGAAGAUAAUUUAAAAAGAUUUCUUGUGUUUAUAUAGUUUAAUAUUUGUCAACAAAUAUAUUAUAAGAGGCUUACGUACUUAAAGACGAAAGUUGAAUGACCUAAAAUAUAAUUAAAUUUCAACAGAGUGCAAAUAACGGGGAUAUAUUCCCUGAAUAAUUUCAAAUUUAGAACGAGCUUAAUUUUUAAAGUAUUUGAUAUGUUCGCUGUCAAACAAAUUUCACAUCGACAAUAUAACAACUGCAUUACGAUAUCGUAAUAUACGUAGGUAACAUAUUUUAGUAUUUGAAAAUGAAAGAACAAGCGAGAUGUACCCUUUGAUGUAGUUGCUAAAUGAGAUUACGUUUAAGAAAAAAAAAAAAGAAAAAGAUAAAUUUAAUUAUGCAUUAAGUAUUUAUGUGCUAAGCUAAAAAUUAUUACAAUCAUUAUAAUCAACAGAAAUUCUAUCUUAAUAUGGGCCGAACGACAGUAUUUCAGUCUAGUUAAAUUGUACAAAAAUCUAGUUUCCAAAUUAUUACAUUAUUAUAACAUUCUAAAUUAUUAUACACAUAGUAUAAUGGUACAAAAUCGUAUGUCUGUUGUAGAAUCUCUAAAAGAAUUGGCAAUCUACCUGAGUAGAUGUCUACCUACUAGAUCCUCCUAUCUAAAUACCUACUGUCUCGAAGAC